Messenger RNA from Aspergillus chevalieri, 2202 nucleotides. Its product is annotated as SprT family zinc-dependent metalloprotease. Bases 1 to 2202 code for a protein of 733 amino acids. The record is from RefSeq and is a predicted model, not a curated record. Gene Ontology annotation, cellular component: nucleus. The transcript is spliced from 2 exons. NCBI's taxonomy places the organism in Eukaryota, Fungi, Ascomycota, Eurotiomycetes, Eurotiales, Aspergillaceae.
AUGGCGCGACUCAAUAACACGCCGUCACCACGAAAACGCCAGGAACCACGGGCACCACUUGGGGCACAAACAAAGCCAGAGCGUGGACUUAGCAACUUUUCAUUGCCGAAGACGACAGGGAACAGCACAAGCAGGGGACUGUUUGCUGAAACACGGACGACAAAGGACAAUGGAGCUACGAAGGAACCAUCUUCCGCAAGAACACAAUCCCACAAAAAGAGCAAAUCCUCACUCGAUUUCCAAAUCUUCCCCGACAACAAUGCCUUGUUCUAUGACGAAGCUGAGGAAACCGAAGAAGAGCACAGUGACACUAGCGAAUCUCACACCUCACCAACCUUCUCUCCCUCCUCUUCUAUCGGCAGCAUCUCCUCCCACGACAAGACGAAGAACCCGCUGAAGCUCGCGCAUGUAAAUUCGAUGUUACUUCCAAUGCCGUCACCUCCGUCGCCGGUUCGCCAACGCCGUCAGACCCGGAAGUCAGAGAUACUCGAUUAUGCGAAGGAGAACGAUCCGAUUGAGGAGCCGGGAGAUGACGAUCUUGAAGCCGCGUCCUUGUCGAGGAGCUCGUCAGACGCUUCUUCGCGGCGGAUACCAGUGCAGGGGAACGUACGCCAGAUACCCGGGGGAAGGAAUCGGAACAACAAUCUGUCGUUUUCGAGCUACCGGCAGCUUGAAAUAGAGGAAGCAGAUUCUGAGGAUCCUGAGGACAAUGGCUCCGAUCUGGAAGGUUUCAUAGUCAGCGAUAACGAAGAUCUGAGCUUCCAUGACGUAUCGGAGAACGAAUCUACAGAAGAAGAAGAAAAGAUGCCCUCACCUCCACCUAAGCCAAGGCGACGAUUGAUGAGGGGCAGACGGCCAGCAUCAACAGGGGAGCCAAAGCCAGACCCAGAGCCAGAGGAAGUAAACAGGAAGUCAUGGAAGGUGCCAAAGGAACAAUCACCCAUUAUGGAUACCAUUCCUCCUAUGGGCCCUACGAGCACGCGGCUUUCCCAGGAAAGUUUCAAUAUUAAUGAAGAGCUUGACAAUCUGAACCUGGAUGAUAAUAACAAUGAUCCUUCUUCUCAGCUUUUCAAUGACUUGAAUGAUGCUGUGAUAGAGCUUAACACUUCUCCUAAGAAGCCGGCAUAUGAGCCGCCGAAUCUACAAACACCACCAUCCAGCCCAUCGAAAAACAACCGUCUUCGCUCUCCUACGAAGAACAAAGUCUGUAUACCCCCUACCCCAUACCGCGAGAGUACCGACGCCUUCUGGAGCCAGGAGACGACCAAUGACUGGGUCGACCAGCACUCCCCCAAAAAGUUGGACCAGCUGCUGCGUGAAUUCAAAGAGUCAGACGACGAACACAACCGUGAAAGAUCAUUUGACAUUAUGCCCCGGAGCCGCAACGUGAAGGGCAAAGAACCCAAGUCGCCCAGCAAAACGGCACAGAAGAAGGCCGAAAUCGAGCACAGGAAAGCCCUCAUGGCGCGUAAAAAGUCCUUUGAUGACAAAAAGGCCAGUCUCGCGUAUGACUUCCUCAAGGUUCUCGACAUCGCAGUUGCUGGCGGACAGGUCCAAGAGAUGGCCAACGAAACUGGCGGCGUGAAAAUCGUUUGGAGUAAAACCCUACAAACCACCGCCGGCCGCGCAACCUGGAAGCGUGUUCGUGAUGAUAAUGGCUGCGAUGCCCGUAAACCAACCAAGCAUUACGCGAUUAUCGAACUAGCGGAACGCAUUAUCGACAACGAAGAUCGGCUGAUCAACACCCUCGCGCACGAGUACUGUCAUCUGGCCAACCAUAUGAUCUCCAAAGUCUACAACAACCCGCACGGAGCAAGCUUCAAGCAAUGGGGUCUGAAGUGCAAGCAGGCCCUCCAGGACCAUCCUGUCUACGCUGGCCGUAUUGAAGUCACCACCAAGCACAGUUACAAGAUCGACUACAAAUACGUAUGGACUUGCGUCGACUGCGCGCAGAACUACGGACGUCACUCGAAGAGUAUUGACCCGACUAAGUCGCGCUGCGGACGGUGCAAAGGUAUUCUGCAGCAGAUAAAGCCUAAGCCGCGAAAUGUGUCACCAAAGAAGAAGCCAGCUGCUGGUGCUAGUACUGGCCUCGGUAUUGGCGUUGGUGGCGCUGCCGCUCAGGGAUCUCGUCUUUCGCCGGUUGACACGAAGGCUGUUGAUGAUGUGAUGCAGGUUCUUGGGGGUGUUAGCUUGCAUUGA